Closterium sp. NIES-65 is the source of this 750-nucleotide messenger RNA. The record is from the annotation of a GenBank genome assembly. Lineage: Eukaryota; Viridiplantae; Streptophyta; Zygnematophyceae; Desmidiales; Closteriaceae.
AUGCGACAGGUCUCUGCAACGGAGAAUAUUGCAUACGACUACACCCGCAGUGGUAACCCUACGAGGGACGCCCUUGAAAAGCUGCUAGCAGAUGUGGAGGGGGCGCAUCAUGCCUUUGCCUUCAGCACCAGGAUGGCGGCACUUGCUGCAGCCACCAGGCUGGUUACCACCGGGUGCGCGAUAGUGGCAGGCAACGAUAUCUAUGGCGGCACGGACCGCCUUCUGUCACGAGUGGUGCCUCGUGCAGGUGUUGCUGUUAGGUGGCCAGCGAGUCGACACAACACAACCGGCUUAGAAGCAGUGAGGGCGGCAGUGCAACCCGCCACCAAGCUGGUCGUCAUGGAGAGCCUCGCCUCGCCAACCCCUGUCCAUUUCUCACUCUACUCACCAUCCCUCCUCUUUCCCCUUUCUUCUCUUUUGCUCUCCCUUUCCCUCUCCGUGCUGUCUCCCACCAGGCGAGUGGACACAAGUGACCUAGAAGCAGUGAGGGCGGAAGUGGGAGAAGACACCAAGCUGGUCGUCAUGGAAAGCCCCACCAACCCGCGCAUGAUGAUCAGCAAUAUCAGGGCCAUAGCAAACAUAGCCCACUUAGUGGGAGCGGUGCUGGUGGUGGACAACAGCAUCAUGUCGCCCGUGCUGUCACGGCCGCUGCAGCUGGGAGCAGACAUUGUGAUCCUUAGCGGCACCAAGUUUAUCAGCGGGCACAGCGAUGUCAUGUCUGGCAUAGUAGCUGUCAAUGACCCAGAGUGA